AUGGCUCUGCCCGACAAUCCCGCAACCGCAGAUGAUGACGACCCUGAUUCUCGGCCUGCGUUAACAGGCCUAUAUUUUUUGCUCAGUCACCUAGCUCUUGAGAAGGCAGCACGCGCCGAGCCCGAUUCUAUCCCCACCUCAAAGGAACCUCCAGCUCCCGUGCUCUCAAAUCCCGACCCUGUGGCAGAGAUACCUGCAGAACCAAUUGUCAUUUCGGCAUCGCACCAUCCCACUCAGACCACGGAGCGAACCGUCCGGCUCAAGCAGGCGACCUUGAGCUUCGCCAAGCCUUCGUCCUCGACCGCCAACGUCAACAAUUCUCCCGGCUCGUCCGAGCGUCCGCGUUCUCGCCUCACCAUAAACCUGACCGAGCUCAUUGAAGGGCUGUACGAUGAUGCCAUUGACAAGUUCAAGAGUCAGUGGCAAGCACGGUUUCCCUGGCUGCAAAUCACCAAAACCACAUCCGGCUUUCCUGCCUUCAAGUGUGCUGUUUGUGCAGCUUAUGCUGGCGACGGAGGCAAGUGCGGGAGACGCGGGAAAGGCGCCACGGACUUGCAGACCCAAUCGUUUCGUAAGCACGCGGGCACAGCGAAGCACAAGCUGGCGAUGGCGAGACAAACAGCUGUGCAGGAGUGCGGAGAGAGGCAGCCGCAGAUCGACCACCACCGCGCCACCAUGGACGGAGAGCAGUCGCGCGUCGUCGCCCUUCUUGACUCCCUGCUGUUCAUCAGCAGGUCCGAUGCGCCGAUGGGGAUGUGGGUGAAGCUAGUGCGUUACCUGGCGGAGAAGGGCGUGCCUGGCUUCCCGAAGAAGGGGUACGGCACCUACUACACCACGGAGGCACUCGCGGCUAAAACAGCGGCCGAGAAAGUUCCGGCGUUCAAUGUCAUUGACACGGUGAUUCGCACCGUGGCAGAGCAUCUCGGCCGUUCGGGGCCGUGGCAUCAACGGUUCAUAGGGCUCCAAGAGCUUGACUAUGCCAGCGUGCAUGCGCAGAUCAAGUGCACAACGUCCCACAUCGAGAGCCGCUACGUUGAUUGCGGCGACGACUUCGGUGGCGGCGUGAGCGAGCUGCUGUCCCCCUUCAUCGCGCGCCAUGGGCCAGGAGGAAACCGGGAGGUGAAAGUCGAAGGGAUUGACUCGGACGGCCGUCCAGCACGCUUCAAAUUCAUGCUGCAUGAGGACGAGCUGGAGGAGUGGGAAGGGCCCGGGACCCAUGAUGGCUGUGUGGAACUGUGCACAGAGUUCGCGGAGGUGAUUGUUCACCAACUCGAGCAUCGGCUUGGCGACCUGGAUGGGAUGUCCGGGGACGCACGGCUGGGAGACCUCAUGUGCAUGAGCCUCGUGGACUACGAGCCCAAGUGGGAUGAGAUCGUGACAAUCUGGAAGGCCUACAAGAAGCGCAAGCCCCACAGCAACGCUCCUCUCCCGCCUGCAGGAAAGCAACAGAACAAGGCCAAGGAGGCAGAUCAAGUGAUGGAAGUAGAAGACUUAGGGGAGGAUAGUGAUGCAUCUGAUAGUGAUGAUGAUGAUGGAUUUGAUGAGGAGAAUUAA
This is a messenger RNA of Closterium sp. Naga37s-1, 1554 nucleotides long. NCBI's taxonomy places the organism in Eukaryota, Viridiplantae, Streptophyta, Zygnematophyceae, Desmidiales, Closteriaceae. The record is from the annotation of a GenBank genome assembly.